CAUUCAAUGAGAAACAUCAGAUUUCUAUACUUGAUCUAUCUCAAUUCCCUCUCCAAUUUCUAUUUAGUUUAUAACAAAUCUACAUUAAUUGGACUUUACCUCCUAACAAUGAUGAAUCAUGAAUUAUAGGGAUUUUUUAUUUAUUUAUAUUUUUUAUAAACUUUAUCCACAAUUUUGCAAACAUAGAGAAGCCAAGAACAUUGACCAAAAAAAAAAAAGAGAAGCCAAGAACUGACAGCUAAAAACAUAAAGCAACCCAAGGAGAAUCAUUUCAUGUCAUUUUUUAUUGCCUUGCAGUACCCAAAAGCAAGCUAAAGCUUGCUGCAGGAAUUCCAAAUUGCAAAAGCUACACUAAAGUUUUAAAAACAAAUAAUUUCUCCAACCAAAAAGAGAAACAAAACCCAUAAACAAUUCACCAAGAUUCUCAACACUACAUGUGAUUGUGAACAAAGUCCCCCAAAUCAUGCCCACAAGGCCACAACAUCAGACAUUAACUCAACCCUCCAAGCAAAGUAUCAUUGCAGUUUGCACCAAUUCACAAACCACUUCUCAAAUUUUCUCUCUUUCUCAGAUAAACCCAUGAGUACUAGUACAACUAUGCUCAUUCUCAGCUUCCUCUACCUUCUAUUUUCAGCAUUAAUUCCAUCAAAUUCAGGCAAUGCUACAUGCAGAUCCUAUUGUGGAAACCUCACCAUAGAUUACCCAUUUGCGCUCCAUUCGGGCUGCGGCCACCCGGGUUUUCGAGAACUCCUAUACUGCAUAAACGAUGUGCUUAUGUUUCACAUAAGCUCAGGAUCUUACAGGGUCCUAGACAUAGACUAUGCUUAUCAAGCCCUCACUCUACAUGACCCUCACAUGUCAACUUGUGACAACAUAGUGCUAGGAGCAAAGGGUAACGGCUUCUCCGUCGAGCAAUGGCGGACCCCGUACAUGAAUCCGACGGCUGACAACGUAUUCAUGUUGAUAGGCUGCUCAGCUCAAUCACCACUCUUCCAAGGCUUUCCGGGAAAGCACUUGCCAUGUAGAAACGUUUCAGGCAUGAGCUGUGAAGAAUACUACGGUUGCCCAGCAUGGGAUUUGCUGGGCGGCCAUAGGAAGGUGGGCUCCAUGUUUGGGUCAGGGCCACCUGAGUGCUGUGCAGUGCCAUUUGAGGCCAUCAAGGCCAUUAAUCUUACCAGGCUUCAGUGUGAAGGGUACAGCAGUGCCUAUAGUCUUGCCCCAUUGAGGCUUGAUGGGGCUAAUGGGUGGUCUUAUGGGAUCCGAGUGAAAUAUUCUGUUCAAGAAAAUGAUGAAUUUUGUAGGGCUUGUGAGGCUACUGGUGGCACCUGCGGGUAUGGAACUGAUGGCAUUAGGCAAUUGUGCAUGUGUGGGAAAUUGAAUUCUACAUCAAAUUGUGAUUCUGUAAAGUCAUCAUCAACAAGAACAUAUUCUGUGGUGGACAGCUAUACAUUAAUAGGAUCACUGGUGUGUCUGCUAGCAUGGAUUACAAAGAACCAUUAUCCAUCACCAUAUGUUAUGCAUCUCAUUAUCUAAAUGUCAGAUUUAUAUAUUGUUGGCUUCUUGCGUGUUAUAUAUUGUUGGCUUCUUGCAUGCAUACAUGAGAGAGAGAGAGAGAGAGAGAGAGAGAGAGAGAGAGAGAGAUAGAGAGUUGUAAACAUAUUUUUGAAAGUUAUUAUGCUUCCAUUGUUUCACUUUCACAUAAGCAAAUAGUACACUUGCCUUUGGAGUUGAAA
This is a messenger RNA of Prunus persica (peach), 1733 nucleotides long. RefSeq lists its product as uncharacterized. Gene Ontology annotation, molecular function: polysaccharide binding. The coding region runs from base 580 to 1533 and encodes 317 amino acids. The transcript is spliced from 3 exons. Lineage: Eukaryota; Viridiplantae; Streptophyta; Magnoliopsida; Rosales; Rosaceae. The record is from RefSeq and is a predicted model, not a curated record.